AUGCCCCGACUCAGCAAUCGAGAGAAACGGCGAGCACGUUUCGCUGCAGCCCAAGACAGUCUGACAUCCGAAGAACUCGAGAAACAGAAGGAGCAGAAUAUGAAGGUGGCCCAAAAACCCCUUGCCCAUACCACUCUCUAUACGCUGAAACUCUCCAAGAAGUGGUUCAUUGAGUUCAUGGAAGAUGAGCACCCUGAAGUUGACGCCCAGGUUGAACUUUUUGCUCCUGAUAGCCAUGACCAGGAUCACGUUCUUCUCAAAGACAUCCUCCAUCAAGGCCAAUGUAUUCUUACUCGCCAAGGUCUCGAUGCUUGGCACGCUCUCUUGUUGGAAGAUUGGCAACUGCUUUAA
Molecule: messenger RNA, 351 nt
Organism: Fusarium mangiferae
Lineage: Eukaryota; Fungi; Ascomycota; Sordariomycetes; Hypocreales; Nectriaceae
Exons: 2
Coding region: 1-351 (116 amino acids)
Source: RefSeq, a predicted model, not a curated record